This is a messenger RNA of Prunus armeniaca (apricot), 1653 nucleotides long. The record is from the annotation of a GenBank genome assembly. Lineage: Eukaryota; Viridiplantae; Streptophyta; Magnoliopsida; Rosales; Rosaceae.
AUGGUACUUAAAUUAGGCAAUCUCCGUUUCGGCCUCCUCCUACUUGGUCUUGGCUAUGCAGUCAUAAGUUGUGAAGCCGCCUUGUCAAAGCAUAAAGAUCCUACAUUAACUGCUAAGGCCCUCAACCGGAGCAGUUUUCCGCCCGGUUUCAUAUUCGGGUCAGCUGGAGCAGCUUACCAGUUUGAAGGAGGAGCAAAAGAAGGUGGAAGAGGGCCAAGUAUCUGGGAUACAUUCACUCACAAAUAUCCAGACAAGAUAACGGACCGCAGCAAUGGAGAUGUGGCUAUUGAUUCAUAUCAUCGCUAUAAGGAAGAUGUUUCGAUUGUGAAGGAUAUGGGCUGGGAUGCUUACAGAUUCUCAAUCUCAUGGUCUCGAAUCUUACCCACUGGAAUGCUAAGUGGGGGCGUGAAUCAAGAAGGAAUCAAAUAUUACAACAACCUCAUCAACGAGCUUGUAGCCAAUGGCAUAAAGCCCUUUGUCACAAUCUUCCAUUGGGAUCUUCCACAAGGCAUUGAAGAUGCAUACGGUGGUUUUUUAAGCCCUAAGAGUGUGGAUGAUUUUCGAGACUACGCAGAGAUUUGCUUCAGAGAAUUUGGUGACAGAGUUAAGCAUUGGAUCACCUUAAAUGAGCCCCAUACCUUUAGCACCGCUGGUUAUACAUCCGGAGUGUUUGCACCAGGCCGAUGUUCUAAUCAUACAAAAUGUAACGGCGGGAAUUCAGGAACUGAGCCAUAUUUGGCGUCACAUCAUCAACUUCUUGCUCAUGCAGCUGCUGUGAAAGUGUACAGAGAGAAAUUUCUGGCUACACAGAAGGGCGUGAUAGGAAUAGCGCUGAACACAGGUUUUUCUGUGCCAUUUUCUGAUUCACAGGCCGACAAAGAUGCUGCAUCACGAGCAAUGGAUUUUAGUUAUGGAUGGUUUUUGAAUCCCCUGACACGGGGUCAAUAUCCGCAGAGCAUGCAAUCUCUUGUUGGGAAUCGAUUGCCCAAGUUCACCAAAGAGCAAUCGCAGAUGUUAACGGGUUCAUUUGAUUUUAUCGGACUAAACUACUACUCGUCAUCGUAUGCAAAAGCUGUUCCUCCCAAUAAGGCCGGAACGCCAAGUUACGCGACGGACUCUCAGGCUGAUUCAUUAAACAACCGCAAUGGUGUCCCCAUCGGUCCAGUGGCUGCUUCAGAUUGGCUAUAUGUUUAUCCGAAAGGACUUCGCGAUAUAUUACUUUAUACAAAGCGAAAGUAUAAGAAUCCACUUAUUUACAUCACUGAAAAUGGAGUUGAUGAGCAUAAUGAUCCCAAGUUGUCGCUUGAGCAAGCUCUUAUUGAUAAGGACAGAAUUAAGUAUUACGAUGAACAUCUUUAUUAUCUUCAAUUAGCCAUCAAGGACGGCGUUAAUGUUAAAGGAUUCUUUGCAUGGUCAUUGUUUGACAACUUUGAAUGGGCCAACGGUUACACUGUUAGGUUUGGUAUCUACUUUGUGGACUACAAAAAUGGAAAUAAAAGAUAUCCUAAACAAUCAGCCAGCUGGUUCAAGAAUUUUCUUAAAGGAAAUAGCCAUUCGAGCCCUGAACUCAAAUCAAAAGGCCAAACCACCGGCUUUGUUUCUAAAUCUAAAUCCACAUCAAGGGACAAAUCCAGGCGCUCCGGUUCGAUCUAA